This is a messenger RNA of Cucumis sativus (cucumber), 942 nucleotides long. RefSeq lists its product as uncharacterized. The coding region runs from base 1 to 942 and encodes 313 amino acids. The transcript has a single exon. The record is from RefSeq and is a predicted model, not a curated record. NCBI's taxonomy places the organism in Eukaryota, Viridiplantae, Streptophyta, Magnoliopsida, Cucurbitales, Cucurbitaceae.
AUGAGUAUUACAGGUGAUGACCCUCAAGCUAUAUCUGAAUUGCAAUGCUGCCUGGGAAAGCACUUUGAGAUGAAUGAUUUAGGACCUCUCAAUUAUUUCCUUGGCCUUGAGAUCACCUCCGUGUCUGAUGGUUAUUACUUAUCUCAAGCUAAAUAUGCUUCUGACCUACUCAGUCGAUCUGGUAUUACUGAUUCUACAACAUCCUCAACACCUCUGGAUCCAAAUGUUCGACUUACUCCUUUUGAUGGUGUUUCCCUUGACGAUCCUACUUUGUACCGGCAACUUGUUGGUAGCUUGAUUUACUUAACUAUAACUCGCCCUGAUAUUGCGUUUGCAGUUCACAUAGUUAGUCAAUUCAUGGCCGCUCCUCGUACUAUUCACUUCACUGCUGUUCUUCGGAUUCUUCGCUACAUUAAAGACACUUUGGGUCAUGGUCUCCACUUCUCCUCACAGUCUUCUCUGGUUCUCUUUGGAUUCUCUGAUGCUGAUUGGGCAGGAGAUCCUACUGAUAGAAGAUCCACCACUGGCUAUUGUUUUUAUUUAGGUGAUGCUCUUAUCUCCUGGCGCAGCAAGAAACAAUAUGUUGUUUCCCGUUCUAGCACUGAGUUUGAAUAUCGUGCUCUAGCUGAUGCCACUUCAGAAUUAUUAUGGCUUCGUUGGGUACUUACUGAUAUGGGAGCCCCACAUACAUCAUCUACUACUCUCCAUUGUGAUAACCGCAGUGCCAUUCAGAUUGCACACAAUGAUGUAUUUCAUGAACGAACAAAGCACAUAGAGAACGAUUGUCAUUUUGUCCGUCAUCAUCUUCAAAGCAACACUCUCCAUCUUCAAUCUAUCUCUACCAUUGAUCAACCUGCAGAUAUCUUCACCAAAGCUCUCCAUUCUCCUCGUUUCACUCUAUUACUUCACAAACUCAAGGUGGUUUCUACUCUACCAACUUGA